CCUGGAAAGAGGCUCUGUCGCGUUUUGGUUCCCACCCAAACAAACAAAGCUCGGAGGAGUGUUUUCCACCUCAGAACCGUCUGACAGCUCUGACCUCGACCAGCUGAUCUCCGUCAGCUGUCUUGACAGGGUUUGAGCGGAUCCAGCUCGCUCCAGCCCUCCGGUUCCUCAUCUUAUCUCUUCCGUUCUACACGUUAACUGAAGAGUUCCGUUGCGCACAGAGGCAGUAACGUGUGCUUCCAGCGAGCUGCCACUCACCGGCGGCGGAGCGAGGCUGGGCAGAGAUGACAAGCAGUUUGCCUGUUACAGUGUGUGCUUGAAGACAGGUUCGUUAGACUCGGGUGACAGCCCCAGACUGGCCCCUGCUCCCAGAGGAUCAGAUGUGUACACAGAGUUUCUGAGUCCAGAUAGCCAGCAGUUACUAUGAGUGCAAUGCGUGUGGACGCCAAAGUGGUGAUGCUGGGAAAGGAGAGCGUAGGGAAGACCAGCCUGGUGGAGAGAUACGUUCACCAUCGCUUCCUGGUCGGCCCCUAUCAGAACACUAUCGGAGCUGCUUUUGUUGCCAAACCGAUCCAGGUGGGAGAGAAAGUGAUCACCCUGGGAAUAUGGGACACGGCAGGAUCAGAGCGUUAUGAAGCUAUGAGCAGAAUCUACUACAGAGGAGCCCGAGCAGCCAUCGUCUGCUACGAUCUGACUGACAGCAGCAGCUUCCAGCGAGCUCGCUUCUGGGUGAAGGAGCUGCAGAACUGUGAGGAACACUGUAAGAUCUACCUGUGUGGCACUAAGAACGACCUGGUUGUAGGAGAUCGGGGCCUGCGUCAGAUCGACUUCCAUGAUGCUCAGGACUUCGCUGAAGAGAUUGGCGCACAGCAUUUUGAGACCUCCAGUAAAACAGGAAACAAUGUUGAUGAGUUGUUCCAGAAAGUUGCUGAGGACUACAAUAGCACUGCCUUCGAGUACAUGACAGAAGAGAACAGCGUCGACCUCGGCCAGAAGAAAGACUCGUAUUUCUACUCCUGCUGCCAUAACAACUGAUGUUGAGCAACAGGGAGGAAGCAGAGACGGCCCCUUUCCCUCGGCUGUUAUAAAACCUGGAGAUACUGGAUGGAUGUGGAGUAACUCAGAUCUGGAACUGGGAUCCGCAGAAGAAGAAGUGAAGCUGGACCGUAUACACCUAUUUAGAUCUGUUUUUUCUUUUGUGCCAUGCAGAACUGAGAGCAGGGAGACUUUAUGGAGGAGGAUUUACACUGGGGUGCAGAAGGACCCACAUAUUAACACUUUUCACCCAGCUAUGGCCUCUCUGUUUUUUUAUCUUCCUGUCAGCUGGUCCCUGGUUUCCUGUGACUUCCUCUGGACCGUGGAGUUUACAUAUCCUUAAAGCUGCAGUGUGAACAAUCAGAGGCUGUGUUUGGUGAAGUUAGCGUACUCAAACUGACAGAGGAAUCUUGAUUGACACUGUUUACUGUUGUUCUAGCCUCAGUGCUUCAGGGGGGGUGAUGGUUUGUUUACAACAGGUAACUUUGUUUACUUCCAACUCUAUUUAACCUUGUUGGGGAAAUGUUCUGUUUGUCCUGCACAUCUCCUGUGACGCCCGAUGAAGUCAAGCCAAAUAUAGUCUGUUAAAACCCCACUGCUGUGACCUGACAGAUCUAGAAGUCUAAAUUGAAUAAAUGUUUUACUUUGUGAAUCAGAUCCAUGAACCAUGAAUGAUAAGAUAACAAUGCUCUCUAUGAAGGCCUUACACCCACAGUAGAAAGAACAGCACUGUGUAAACUCCUGUAGUGAACAAUUAACAAGUGUUGCCAUGUGACGACAUGGAUGUAUUAACAGAUAUGGAUUCUGCUGCAGCCUUACUAGUCCUCUGCUCUAGUGGCUAGUUGUGGCACUACAACAAAAAACACGAAACACCUUCCCCCAAUCAGCACCUCUAUAAAAUGUAGACCGGCCGCCCACAUCUAGGACAGGGUCAAUGGAGGAGGUGCAUUUUAAAACUGAUCCCAAAGAAAAGUUUAUAAGCUGAGGGGAAACGUGAGCAGGGCGAGUGAGGGGAACACUACUGAGCAUGUGCAGUGGGCCACACUGCGCUGAAGACCGCCAGGAGUUACAGAACUGAUUUUAGAUUUUCGUGUCCAGUCCUCAAACACACCCACAGUGACAGAGCAGACAUCGUGUGUGUGAUCUGUCUCCUCUGCAGCAUAAGCUAUGAUCUGUUAACAGGAGGAAUAUGAUUGUGAUUAUUUGGGGAUGGUUUCUAAAAUGCCUUUAUGUCUGUAAUGAAAGUGCAUGUCCUCAGCAGAUUUGAAGAAAACGUUGACAGUUGCUUUUCUGCAUUUAAACUCCAAAUGUUCUGUUUUGAAAUUUGAAACAUGUCUGGUUCUGUGUUCUCUAAAGGUUUAACAUCACGCUCACCUCUCUGUGUUGAGAAACUUCGGAUUUCACCAACACUGUGGACGGACGUGGGUGAAUGUUGUGACAUGCUACAAACUGUCAUCUUGAUGUUCUCAGAACGAUAUUUACAGAUAUAUUCAACUUGAAGACUGGACUCACUCAUUUAUUGCCUUUUUAAGUUGUGCUUCCAGGAAGCGUGGGAUGGGAAGGAUCCAUUAUCAGUUUACUCCAUGUUGCUGCUUUGACGUGUUGAUGUCCCCUGUGAUGAUAUCUUAAUGCACAAUUUUUUUAUUGAGGGCUGUUCACAGACCGAUGUGAAGUACAAAUAUGUUCUGUAAAAUUAAAGCUUGUUCAACAAAGGCUCUA
Notolabrus celidotus (New Zealand spotty) is the source of this 2754-nucleotide messenger RNA. RefSeq names its product RAB24, member RAS oncogene family (gene rab24). The transcript is spliced from 9 exons. Gene Ontology annotation, molecular function: GTP binding; GTPase activity. The record is from RefSeq and is a predicted model, not a curated record. Bases 424 to 1035 code for a protein of 203 amino acids. NCBI's taxonomy places the organism in Eukaryota, Metazoa, Chordata, Actinopteri, Labriformes, Labridae.